CGAAAUGCUGAAAAACAAAACGCUAUCAAGAUAGCAAAAACCGUCCAAUAAACGUCAAACUCAAACGGGUGAUGAGCCCAGACCUGUCACUCGGAAAACAUCGAUAAAUUCAAAGCAGAGGGCAGCACCGGAUCAGUGCCUGCCCGCGCCCUGGGCAAAACGGACGUCAGCGGUCCCGUAUCGAUUAUAGACAUCCAGUAGAAACUCGCGGCCCGCGGCGCGCCCCUAAGCCCUAACCAUGAAUAAAAAACAAAAAAAAACAUGCAAAUGUAAAUAUAACGUGUAAAUAUACCGGACUAGGAUCUGUGUGGAGUCCUUUGUAAAAUAUAUUGUUUUGUUUAAUGAUUUUACUGGUGGAUUUUGUGGUUUUGAUGGAAAUGUUUGUGAUUACGAGAUACGGAUUUGAUAUUUAACGUUCCUGCCCUACAACCAUCCAGCGUGACCUCAAAACUGUCAAUUCAUCGCCAAAAUGUUAAACUUUACCAUAUAAAAUACCUAACGCGUUACCACGGUACCUCGCUCUUUUCUCACUUUACUCUCACAAUGUUUUAAAUUUAAAAGCAACAGACGUUGUGUAUUUGUCCCUGUUGAGCUUAUUUUAUGAGAUUUUUAAAUACAUUUUAUCACAUACAAGUUUUCAGUGUGGAUUUUCCGCCAUUGCUUUUACAUGUAAAAAAUACUUAUAAAAUUCUCUUUUAAGUCAAGCAAGAGACUUUUUUUGCUUCUUUAUCAAGCGAUAUUUAAAAAAAACCUCUUUUAAAUCAAGAAGAGACUUUUCCUAAGCAAAUCUCCUAAAUUCCCGUUUAUGAGUGAAUAAAAAAAAAAAAAAAAAAUGGCGACGCCCCCGGAAUCUCCGGUGGAAGAGCACGCGUACGAGUUGGAACCAACGCGGACGCCGAAACCAAUUCCCGUGGCGUUGGAGGAGCUGUGUCGGCAGACCAAGUUUUCGAAGCAGGAAAUACGAGUCAUGUAUCGGGGAUUCAAAACGGAAUGUCCGGAAGGCGUGGUACACGAAGACUCCUUCAAAGAUAUUUACGCCAAGUUUUUCCCUCACGGCAAUUCAGCUCUAUACGCCCACUACGUGUUCAAAGCCUUCGACGUCAACUGCAGUGGCGCCAUCAGUUUUAGGGAACUCCUAGUAACCCUAUCAACGCUCCUCCGUGGCUCAGUCUACGAGCGUCUUCGCUGGGCCUUCCGUCUAUAUGAUGUAGAUGGCGAUGGUGCCAUCACUCGCGGGGAACUCGCUGAGGUGGUGGUAGCAGUUCAUGAACUAUUGGGCCGACGGGCACCGCCUGGGUCGCCUCAUGCGAGACUAGAUGACGCUAAGGCUAAUGAACAGGUGGACCGGGUGUUUCAUAAGCUGGACCUGAACCAAGAUGGCGUGAUCACCAUCGAGGAGUUCCUCGAGUCCUGCCUCAAGGACGAUGUGAUUAUGCGCUCGCUCCAGAUGUUCGACACGGCGCUAUGACGGCAGACUGACUCCGCGUCCGAAUACAGGACGGAAUCCAAGCGCCCGCUCCCCCGGCACGUAUGCCGCUGCCCGCGCGCGCCUCUGCACGCGGCCGCCGCGGCGUGCUGGUCGCGCGCUCGCGCCCUGGCACGCCAUCUGGUGGCCUUGCAGCAUCUGUACCACGUGUGGAGACCGAGGAUUGAUCCUAAGCUCUUUCUCGCCUUUUAAGCUCCUGACUCUUUAACAAACUGAUGCUGGCUUUCUAAGAUGACUCAAAGUGUACUGGAAGCGUGAUCGCGCCCUAGCGCGCUACCUAGUGGCUUUGCAGCAUCAGUGCCACGUGUGGAGACCGAGGUUUGACCCCAAGCUCUUUCUCGCCUUUUAAAGAUGUAGCGGAUACUCGAGCGAAGCGUGUAGCGUCGCGCUCCUA
Molecule: messenger RNA, 1880 nt
Organism: Leguminivora glycinivorella
Lineage: Eukaryota; Metazoa; Arthropoda; Insecta; Lepidoptera; Tortricidae
Product: Kv channel-interacting protein 1
Exons: 7
Coding region: 833-1468 (211 amino acids)
Molecular function (GO): calcium ion binding
Source: RefSeq, a predicted model, not a curated record